AUGACACGACCAUCCAUCGUCCGUGCCGAUACUAUCGACCUCCAAGAUCAUCACGCUCCGUCCGCUCAAGAUCACUCCAAAAGUCCACGUUUGGCCUCCGGUGCCAACUCUCUAGGCCCCCACCAAGCUGAGACUAUUCGCGAGAUCUCACACGACAUUGCAGACGAACAGCGCCGCUCUCCUCGGGUCUCUCUCGAUAACCGUAAUAGCCUCGACGAGAUUGACUCUUUCGCCGACGAGCUUGCCGCAGACUCCUCGGGCCCAAGGACUCGCGCUCAAGGCGCUACCAACAAUAACGAUAGCACAAUGAUCCAGGAAGAUGCAUUGGCAGUUGCGCAGAAUGGCGGCAUGUCGUCAUCGGACGAAGGCGAGCUUGACGGCGACGAUGACCUGGAUGACGACAUGAUGGACAAGAUCUCAAGUUCGCCUUCGAUUGAAGAUGGUGGGUGUAACCCCGUUGCCCCCGGGGCAUGGCCGCGCCGUGUCUCGUCCCUUCCCUCUUCCAUUAGGAGUAGUUCUCCAUUCACCACUGGUUUGAGCUGCGCUAGAGUUCGCUCGCCAUAUCCCAAACCUCUCGCAUAUAUUCACAACCCCGACGCAAUGGCACUGCUGUCACAAGCAUCGCCAGCGCCAUCAACACCAGUUCAGAACCAUCGUCUUCAGGGUGAGUAUGCCGAUUGCGACGAACACGAAAACGAAAACGACAACCGCCACGAUGCCGAAUCCCACGAAGAAGAUAGCUGUGAUACUUUUAACUCGACACUUGAGUUUCACGAUUACGAGGAGGAGACCAAGAUUCAGCAGCAGAAUGUCACAAAUCAAGAGGAUGUGCGGAUAAGAACCAGCGACGAUGGAGGCUAG
Molecule: messenger RNA, 861 nt
Organism: Fusarium pseudograminearum CS3096
Lineage: Eukaryota; Fungi; Ascomycota; Sordariomycetes; Hypocreales; Nectriaceae
Exons: 2
Coding region: 1-861 (286 amino acids)
Biological process (GO): establishment or maintenance of actin cytoskeleton polarity
Cellular component (GO): microtubule cytoskeleton; cell tip
Source: RefSeq, a predicted model, not a curated record